This is a messenger RNA of Eutrema salsugineum, 876 nucleotides long. Its product is annotated as lectin-like protein At1g53080. Gene Ontology annotation, molecular function: carbohydrate binding. Lineage: Eukaryota; Viridiplantae; Streptophyta; Magnoliopsida; Brassicales; Brassicaceae. The transcript has a single exon. The coding region runs from base 1 to 876 and encodes 291 amino acids. The record is from RefSeq and is a predicted model, not a curated record.
AUGCAGAUCCAAAAACCUUGCCUUCUUGCUUUGUUCAUAGCUAUAUUCGUCUCUCACUCCACAUCCGCCGCUAGAUUCAACUUCAACACCUUCGACGGCUCUAACCUAGCCUUCCUCGGAGACGCAGAGCUCGGCUCCACCACCGAUGGCUCGAGCCUCUCCGGAGCUCUCUCAAUGACACGUGACAACUCCCCAUACUCUUACGGUCUAGCUCUCUACAUAGAUCAAAUCCCUUUCAGGCCCUCGAAUUCUUCUUCUUUUCUUUACUCUUUCAAAACCUCUUUCACUUUCUCUAUUUCUCCUCGCCGGAAAACAAAUCCCAAUAGCGGCCACGGCCUGGCCUUCAUCGUCGUACCCACCCUAGACAAUGAUGGCUCCGCCGGUAAAGGCUUCCUCGGUCUUCUAAACCGAACCAACAAUGGAAACGCUAAUAACCACGUUUUCGCUGUUGAAUUCGACGUUUUCCAAGACAAAGAUCUUGGAGACAUUAACGAUAACCACGUUGGUAUUGACGUUAAUUCGGUUAAAUCUUCGGUUUCUGAGAAAGCCGGUUAUUGGGUUCGGACCAGAACCGUGGAGGGAAAGAAAGUGUGGGAGUUUAAAGAACUAAAACUGAGCAGUGGAGAUAAAUUUAAAUCUUGGAUUGAGUAUGAACACGUCACCAAACUCGUCACAGUUACGAUCGCACCGGCGUAUCUUAGCAAACCGAAGAAGGCGUUGAUCGAAACCCAAAUCGAUCUGUCGACGAUUCUUUUCGAUAAAAUGUUCACCGGUUUUUCCGGUUCAAUGGGCCUUGAAGUCGAGCGUCACGAUAUAUGGACAUGGAGGUUCGAGAACAACGCCCUCAAAGAAACUAAACCGGUUCAGUCCAGUUAG